AUGAAUUAGAAGGAAAGACAUUCUAAAGAAGAAGAUGAUGAUUUUACACUUGAUAUUUCGAAUGCUGAACCAUUAGAAUUAGAUGAUCAAUAUACAAAAUCAAAAUCAAUUGGUUGGGGAAGAUGCCAUCCAAUGAUGUUUAGGAAAGGAAUUCCUGCUAUUAUUAUUGGACCACAUUGUAAGUUAAGUUUUGAUUUUAAGGGCCUUUGUUUAUUUUUGCUUUUCUUUUAUUUUUUUUAAUGGGAGGACUCUUUAUUUUCCUUAGGAUUAGUGAUGAUCCAUUUAUAUUUUAUAGUACUCUUAUUAUUAGUAUUAAUCAAUGUAUCAGUUAUCUUAUUGUUGGAUUAAUCAACCCUGGAGUUGCAAAUAUAGAGAGAAAUGAUUUAGAAAAGAAUAGUCAAAAAACAUGGUAACCUAAUUUCAUAUGGAAAGGUAUUGUAAAGUAUGUAAGUUGAUUCAAGCAAAAGAAACUUAACAUUGCUAAGAUUGUGAUGUUUGUAUAUAAGAAUUUGAUCAUCAUUGUCCUUGGACUGGAAAAUGCAUUGGUAAAGGCAAUAUUAAAUAAUUUUAUUAUUUUAUCAUAAGUACUGCAAUAUUUAUGAUUUUUAACCUUGUGUUAAUUUUGGUAAAAAUUAAAGAAUAGGAAUCUAAAAUAUAAAAAUAACAAUGA
This is a messenger RNA of Paramecium pentaurelia, 670 nucleotides long. NCBI's taxonomy places the organism in Eukaryota, Ciliophora, Oligohymenophorea, Peniculida, Parameciidae. The record is from the annotation of a GenBank genome assembly.